Messenger RNA from Pungitius pungitius (ninespine stickleback), 1475 nucleotides. RefSeq lists its product as uncharacterized. Gene Ontology annotation, biological process: negative regulation of DNA-templated transcription; negative regulation of gene expression, epigenetic; protein localization to heterochromatin. Gene Ontology annotation, cellular component: nucleoplasm. The record is from RefSeq and is a predicted model, not a curated record. Bases 287 to 925 code for a protein of 212 amino acids. Lineage: Eukaryota; Metazoa; Chordata; Actinopteri; Perciformes; Gasterosteidae. The transcript is spliced from 6 exons.
AGCUGAUUGGCUGGCUGAGGAAAAGGGAAGUAAAAAAAAACCCCUUAAAAACACGUUGCGUUAUUAUCCAGCAGGAAACCAGAGAAAAGGCUUCAACCGGAAUGUGAGAUUUUCAUUUUAAAGUCCUCGGCACGCGGAGACAUAAUAAACUAAAUGUGAACGUUUCACCUCCUCCACUUGCGACGUGCGCGUGAGAAUCGAUCGCGCUUCCUGGUUUCCGGCUUCUUUGAUUCUCUGGAGAGAAAUAAAAAAGUCUCAAUAACACGGAUCGGAUCAACGCACGGAGAUGGAUCACGCACGACCGCAGGACGCGCAGCAGAACAAGGGCCCCAUGCUGCGGCACAGGGACGACGAGAGGCCCGCCGACGGCUCGCCGCGUCCCGCUGACUCAAAGAGGCUGAUCAGAAGAGUGCGAAGUCCCUCCAGGCCGAGGGCGUGGCUGGACAAUUCUUACAAGGCCAAGUUCGGAGGGCGAUUCCACGGACCUCAAUCUCCAAGGGAAGACCACUCGUUCUACAAGCCUGGCUUCUCCAACCAGAGGUACCACCCCUUCGACCCCCGGGGCGACUUCCACCGGAGGGACCACUUCCAGCACAAACCCCCCCACGCAGCACCGAGCGACAGGGAGCGCUACGAAAAGAGAGAGGGCGCCGAUGGAAGUUCACCGUCGAAACAGAACAACACUACCAGACCCUUCGUACCCAGAUGCAGCUCCAGCAGAGACAAGGACACGCAGUUCAUCGUGUACUACCAGGAGUGUGAGAUGUUCGGCCUGGUGGCGAAGAUGCUGAUCGCGAAGGACCCCUCGCUGGAGCUUCCCAUCCAGUCGGCGCUGCAGGAGAACCUCCGGGACAUCGGGCAGCGCUGCGUGGAGGGGAUGGAGAAGUUCAUAGCGGACUACGACUCCGGGGAGACGCCCCGCUAGGCGGAGGGUUCCAUUCCCUCGCGGCAGGAAUUGUUUCAUAACACCGCUUCAUGGGAUUUUUCAACGCCACUUGGUUUCGAUCUCCGGGGGUUGAGGGGAUCUUCUACUUUUGGGUCGAGGGGAUUUAAAAUUAAUACAUUUUUUGUAAAAUUACAAAUUACCGAGAGCGAGUCCCUCUAAUGGGGUACUCGUUUUAAGACAACACUCGUAGGCAUCAAUAGCCUACAUUGCAUAAUUAAAGAAGCAAAACCUGCUGGUAAAUGGCGGAGGAGGAGAGAAACGUCCACGCGGGGGCUUCUUAACCGGAGGGAAUAAUUGAUUCGAUUGGAUUGGUGGGAGAUCAGCGACUCGGCAUCAGACGUCACCGACGCUCUCGGCGGUGAGAGAGUGAAUAAAGCUGUUCUACAUUGAUUUUUUUGUGUGUAUGUUUGCAUCUGGCUUCCUGCUGCCUCUCCCUCCUGAAAACUUUUAUACUGAGAUUUUAUACUUCUUUUGAUUGUAUUUAAUAAAAUUUGAUGAUGAUAAUAAUAGAAACACUGACUCCUUGUUU